GGCUGGUGGCGUGGGUCCGUUUCUCCGCAGCUGGUUCUGUGCCGCGGCUUUAAGGCGGUGCAGGCGGAGCCCUGGCGGCGCGCUGCUGCGCUGCUGUACGCGGAGUUGUGCGGGGCAGCGCGGUGAGAGCAUGACCUCGUCCUGAGCGCAGCGGACCGGACCGGACCGGAGGACUGAUCGGCAGGAUUUAUUACCGCUCAACUGGGCUGCUCUCAGUCCGACAGGACGAAGACAUGGACGGACGUGCUCUGCUGUUACUUUGCCUGCUCUUCAUCCGAGCGGAGGCUGUCUCAUCCCGGUAUAACGCCGCCACCCCUCUCCAGCCCUACAUGCCCAACGUGUGUGAGGAGAGAGAGGUGACGCUGGUGGCCCAGAGGCAGCCGUGUGUUCAGGCCUUCACACGCAUGGUCAAGACAUGGAAGCAAGGCUGCCCGGGACAGAGCUGGUGUAUGGGAUACGAGAGGAGGACGGCGUACUACACUGCCUACAGACAAGUGUACAGACAGGACUACCAGAACGUGUACAGGUGCUGUCCUGGAUGGUCUCAGCUCAACGGAGAGGCCGGCUGCCUUUACCCACUGUGUAGUUACGGAGUGUGUUUUAAUGGAGGCCAGUGUCGAAAGGGAUCCACCCAGCUGUGCGACUGUCCAGCUGGAUUCAACGGGCCCAGCUGUCAAUAUGAUGUGAAUGAGUGUGAGGAGACCAAUGGCGGCUGCGAGGCACUCUGCUGUAACACUAUCGGGAGCUUCUACUGCCGAUGUCCCCCCGGCCAGAAACUAAAAGAGGAGGGAAAAACCUGUGAAGACAUCGAUGAAUGCCAGGUCCAUAAUGGAGGAUGCCAGCAGAGGUGCAUUAACACCCGGGGUUCCUACCACUGCGAAUGCACGCCCGGCUUUCGGUUGCAUGUGGACGGGCGCACCUGCCUUUCGGUCCUCUCCUGUGCCGUGAGUAAUGGCGGCUGUGAGCAUUACUGCAUCCAGCAGUCUGCGGCUCAUUUCCACUGUCGCUGCAAAGCAGAGUAUGUCCUGCAGCAGGAUGGAAAGCACUGUAAACUACAGAAUCCUUGUGCGGAGCAGAAUGGCGGCUGUAUGCAGGAGUGCAGGGUUGACGGUGGCCGGGCUCACUGCGAUUGUCGUGUGGGCUACCUCCUGGCUGUUGACGGGAAGACUUGUGAAGAUAUUGAUGAAUGUGAGACGGAGGAGGCCAACUGUGCUCACGGCUGCCACAACACGCCGGGGUCCUACGUCUGUGUCUGUAACACCGCCUACGAGCUGGGAGCCGACGGCAGACAGUGUUACAGAAUCGAGAUGGAGAUUGUGAACAGUUGUGAGGACAACAAUGGUGGCUGUUCCCACCACUGCCAGCACUCCACUGCCGGCCCGGUUUGCUCGUGUAACCAAGGUUAUCAACUGGACGAUGACCUCAAAUCCUGUGUGGAUGUGGAUGAAUGUGGAGAACAGACAUCUUGUUGUGAGCAGGACUGCCUCAACUACCCUGGCGGCUAUGAAUGCUACUGCUCGGCAGGGUACCGAAUCAACCACGAUGGAUGUAGCUGUGAUGAUGUGGAUGAGUGCCAGGCAAAUAACGGAGGGUGCGACCACACGUGUCAGAACAGCGCCGGGUCCUUCCAGUGUUUCUGCCAGCGAAGGUAUCGACUGGACGAGGACCGCCGCUCCUGCAUUCCAUUGGAAGAUGCUAUUCAGGCUCUGUCCAGUGGGGGCGCCAUUGAGUCACCCCUGCCUCGCCCUCAGCUAACGUUGCUGCAGGACUACAGCCAGCCGUUGGAGCGUUACGACGACUACGAGGAAGAUGAGGAAGACGAGGGAGAGCUGAGGGCUGAAAGCAACCUGGCAGAGAAAUUUGUGUGUCUGGAUGAGACGUUUGGCAAUGACUGCAGUCUGACCUGUGAUGACUGUGUGAAUGGAGGGACGUGUAAUCCAUGGAGGAACAGCUGUGACUGUCCAGAUGGAUGGACAGACGUCAUCUGUAACCAGACUUGUCCUGAAGGGUUCUUUGGUAAAAACUGCUCUUUUCCUUGUAAGUGUAAAAACGGUGCCAGCUGUGAUCCGGUGUCUGGAUCCUGCCGCUGUCCGCCUGGCAUCAGUGGAGACUUGUGCCAGGAUGGCUGUCCAAAGGGCUUCUAUGGGAAGCUGUGCAAUAAGAAGUGUAACUGUGCAAACAACGGCCGCUGCCACCGGACAUACGGAGCCUGUCUGUGUGACCCGGGGCUCUAUGGGAGGUUCUGCCACCUACCUUGUCCGAAGUGGGCAUUUGGACCGGGCUGUUCUGAGGAGUGUCAGUGCAUCCAGCAGAACACUCUGGAGUGUCAUCGUCGCCAUGGCACCUGCAUCUGCAAACCUGGUUACCAAGGCAACACAUGCAAGGAGGAAUGUGACCCGGGAACCUAUGGGCCCGUCUGUAACAGGAAGUGUGCUUGUAUGCCAGGCGUGUCAUGCAAUCACGUGACAGGAGAGUGUCAACGAAGAUGCCCUCCCGGCCGACGUGGGGAAAACUGCGAACAAGACUGUCCAGACGGGAGGUUCGGAGCCGGAUGCGUCCAUGUCUGCAACUGUACCGGAGCUCCUUGUGACGCGGUGACGGGACAAUGCACGUGUCCAGCAGGGACAACUGGGAAACACUGUGAGAACUUGUGUCCGGAGGGGCGGUGGGGCGUCGGCUGUGUGGAGACGUGUCCGCCCUGUGAGAACGGAGGUGUGUGUGACAAACACAACGGAUCUUGUCUGUGUCCUCCAGGACACAUGGGCCGCCUGUGUCAGAACUUGUGCCCGGUGGGACGUUUCGGUCAGGGCUGCCAGAUGAAGUGUGUGUGUGAGAACAACGCUCGCUGUCACCCGGUGAGCGGACGCUGCAGCUGCACCCCGGGCUGGACGGGACACAGCUGCAGAAAAGCCUGUGACGCUGGACGCUGGGGGGUCGACUGUGCAGGAACCUGCGACUGUCAGAACGGAGACGGCAGCUGUGACGCCGUGAGCGGCCAGUGUACCUGUGAGGCUGGCUUUACUGGAGCCCACUGCCACCAGAAAUGCCCGCCGGGUUUGUUUGGUCUCAGCUGCCGCCAUCGAUGUCAGUGUGCCAACAAGGCGUCAUGUGACCAUGUGAGCGGCGCCUGCACCUGCCAGGUCGGCUGGACCGGGACGUUCUGUGAGAAAGCCUGUCCACAGGGCUUCUACGGGCUGGACUGCCAGAGGAAGUGCCUGUGUCUGAACGGUGGCAGUUGUGACCACGUCAGCGGGAUGUGUUACUGCCCCGCCGGCUGGACCGGCCCCGACUGCAGCCUGACAUGUCCGGCUGGUUUCUAUGGAGAAGGAUGUAACCAGACCUGCGGCUGCCAGAACGACGGCAGCUGCCAUCCGGCGAGCGGGCAGUGUGCAUGCACGCCCGGCUGGACCGGACCCAGCUGUACUGACGAAUGCCCUGUGGGUUUUUACGGAGCAGACUGUCGCCAUCGCUGUUUGUGUCAAAACCAAGCUUCCUGUAACCGGACCAGUGGAGCGUGCACGUGUGCCAGUGGAUGGACGGGCACGGCCUGCGAGCUAGAGUGUGUGGCGGGCCGGUUCGGGGCAGACUGCCAGCAGCAGUGUCAGUGUGCAAAUGGUGGCCAGUGCGACAGACAGACGGGCCGCUGCAUCUGCAGCUCUGGAUGGGUUGGUGAACUCUGUGAGAAAGCGUGUCAGCCAGGUUGGUUCGGUUGGGGCUGUGGGGAGCGGUGCCGCUGUGAACAUGGCGCUGUUUGUCACCACGUCACCGGAGACUGUCAGUGUCCACCGGGCUGGAGAGGAAAGCUUUGUGGUAAAGCAUGCUUGCCGGGUACCUUCGGCUCAGGCUGUCUGCAGCGCUGCACCUGUCCUGCAGGAAGCUCGUGUCACCACGUGUCCGGAGAGUGUGGCUGUCCUCGGGGAUUCACCGGAAACGGCUGCGAGCAGCUCUGUCUGCCAGGGACGUUCGGUCUGGACUGUAACCAGGUCUGUCAGUGUUCAGAGACCAACCAGCUCUGUGAUCCGGUGUCGGGCUCCUGUUACUGCGCUCCGGGCUUUCUCGGCCCUAAAUGUGACCAAGAGUGUGGCGAGGGACGUUACGGACCAAACUGUGACCGCAAGUGUCGGUGUCAAAACGGAGGAAGGUGUGUCCCGACCACCGGCGCCUGUGACUGUCCAGCCGGCUUCAUAGGAGCACACUGCAAUAUCCCCUGCCCGCCGGGCCGCUAUGGACCGGACUGUGCCGGCGUGGCGCUGUGUGGAGACGGGGCCCGGAACGACCCGGCGUCCGGCCGGUGUGUGUGUCAGCCCGGCAGGAGAGGAGAGGACUGCGGGCAGGGCUGUGCGUCCGGCUGGUUCGGUGUGGACUGCCUCCAUCGGUGUAACUGCAGUAACGGAGGUGUGUGUGACGUGGUGACGGGGGAUUGUUCGUGUGGUCUGGGCUGGACCGGUACACACUGUGAGACAGAGUGCCCCGCCGGGAUGUUUGGUGCCAACUGUCAGUUCAGCUGCUCCUGUCAGAAUAACGGAAGCUGCGACCGGGUGACAGGAACCUGCCGGUGUGAACCGGGGUACUAUGGACAUACGUGUGAACAUGUGUGUCCACCGGGUCUCAGCGGUCCUCUUUGUCAGCUGCGGUGUGACUGUAUGAAUGGGGCGUCCUGUCAUCCCGCCUCAGGACGCUGUGUGUGUCCACCCGGUUACCAUGGCAACCGCUGUCAACGAGAGUGUGAGCAGGGCUCGUUCGGCCAGGGCUGUUCUUCUCUGUGUGACUGUGAGCUGGGGACACCAUGUGACCCCGGGACAGGAAGGUGUCUGUGUCCAUCAGGAAAGACGGGAGUCAGGUGUGACGUCGGCUGCAGAGAAAACCAGUUCGGCCCCGACUGCUCGGAGACGUGCGAGUGUGAGAACGGCGCACACUGUGACCAGCGCAACGGCCGCUGCACCUGUCUGAACAACUGGAUCGGGCUUACAUGUCUAGAAGGUGGACCCCCAGCCCUCCCCAACACCAGCCACACGGGACACUCACAGCGGGACAACGCGUUAUAGCGCCUCCCUCCUGUUAGAGGACUCCAACACACUGAGACACACCGGCUUGUAAUCUAAACGGAUGUGACUCCUGUGCAUACACGUUUAAAUAUCCACUCGUGUGUCGGGACUGCACGCUGUGGCCCCGGCGGCUGGGUGGAGGACCUCCGGGAAGGCGGAGUCUCUGACAGGGACUUCGACUGACAUUAUCUCCAGAGGUGUGUCCGUGUGUGCCUUAAAUGGUGCGCCGUUGUGGUCUUCUGGUCAAAAAGGGACUUUUCCAAUGUGGUAAACUAAAGCUGGGAG
Lampris incognitus (smalleye Pacific opah) is the source of this 5330-nucleotide messenger RNA. It is a transcript of the gene megf6b, whose product is annotated as multiple EGF-like-domains 6b. The coding region runs from base 234 to 5045 and encodes 1603 amino acids. The record is from RefSeq and is a predicted model, not a curated record. Gene Ontology annotation, molecular function: protein binding; calcium ion binding; scavenger receptor activity. The transcript has 38 exons. NCBI's taxonomy places the organism in Eukaryota, Metazoa, Chordata, Actinopteri, Lampriformes, Lampridae.